Messenger RNA from Cooperia oncophora, 507 nucleotides. Lineage: Eukaryota; Metazoa; Nematoda; Chromadorea; Rhabditida; Trichostrongylidae. The record is from the annotation of a GenBank genome assembly.
AUGUAUCACUUCUCGAGUAGUAUUCUCGUCAAUUUUUUCAGUACCGAGCUUUUCCAUGGUUCUGUAGAUUCCUUUUUGCAUCGCAUUACGCUCUACUCAUCAUCAUCAGCAGCGCUUGUAAGAAAGGAAGUCAAUUUCGAUUGUUCAGAUAUGAUUCUUUUUGACAAAGUUGCUCUACCAGAGUAUGUGACCAAUUUGUGGCAAUGGGAUAUCGAGUGGGAAGAGGAGAAUCCUGACUACCGCUGCCUUCUCGGUCGUGCACAUGUUGUGAACGCUGCCAAAGUCCUUCUAUGGUUCGAAAUAUUGGUCAUACCACUCUAUUUGAUCUUCCUCUUCCCAUGGUGGAUUUUCUUCAUAGUGCCCCACGUCGUCAUUAUCGUGCUCACUUUGUACGCGUUGAAAAAGGAGAAGCACAGAUGGAUGUGGCCAAUUAAUCUCUAUGCGGUGAGUGCCUUUCUUUAUGAGGUUUUCUUGAAGUUGAAGUGUAUUUGCCAAUACAAUUUUUGA